Micropterus dolomieu (smallmouth bass) is the source of this 2257-nucleotide messenger RNA. Its product is annotated as ubl carboxyl-terminal hydrolase 18-like. NCBI's taxonomy places the organism in Eukaryota, Metazoa, Chordata, Actinopteri, Centrarchiformes, Centrarchidae. Gene Ontology annotation, cellular component: cytosol; nucleus. Gene Ontology annotation, biological process: protein deubiquitination. The record is from RefSeq and is a predicted model, not a curated record. Bases 720 to 1760 code for a protein of 346 amino acids. The transcript has 10 exons. Gene Ontology annotation, molecular function: cysteine-type deubiquitinase activity; cysteine-type endopeptidase activity.
GGGAAAAGGCCAGAAAGCAUAAUACUACCUCUUUAACUGAAAACGCACUACUGUGCAAUGUCAGUGAUGAGAUGACUUCCCUCACCAACUCGCUGACAAAGAUUUUGCCUGCGCUGUCCGACCCCGUCUUAUGAACUGCGCGUCGUCAGAAUUCUUCUCACCUCUCCGCAUGUCUCCACAGCGCCAUCACAAGCCCUGGCAACUCCUAACCACUCGAGAGACCUCUGGAGCUCUCUUAAAUAACUAGGAGAGUAAGAGGGAUUCUAUAGCUUUAAGAAAUUUGAUAACUUGCUGUUCUUAAAUUUAAAAGUAGGAGUAAAUUUCAUGAAUUCUCAGCACUUAAGACUAAAAUGGCACUUUGAUAAGCUUGAUAAAUACCGGCCCUGAAUCCUCCACCUCUGCCUUUAGUUAAACGUGUAGUGUUGUUUCACGUUUAAAUUGCGACACCAUGUGAGAUAAAGGAAAUUUAGUAAAUGUCACAAAAGGCUUAUGAAUCGGAAUCAAAUAACCUUUCUUGUACGUUUGAUUUGUGUGAAUAUUAUGGGUUAGUUCGUCCAUAAUUUAUUGUCCACGCAUGCAAACUUUUAAGUUUCGAUUCCAGCAAAGCGACGCCAGGCGGCGAACCGAAACCUGUGAAACGGAAGUGAACCUACAGCUGACGCUCUGACGGUGAUGUUUACUGUGAGAAGAGACUUAAUUCUGUAAAAUACAAGAAAUUUAUGUGUUUCUUUAGUGAAGUCUGUAGGCUACUGAUGUUCUUCAGCGGGCGUUUCUCGUUAGUGACGGAUCUCAGCUUCGGAAUGAGAGGCCUCGCCAACUACUGUCUGUCCUGCUGUGUGAACACUUUACUGCAGACCUUCUCUGCUACCUGGGAGCUAGCAGACCUCCUGGACAAGUGGGAAGCAGCUGGUGUGAGAGCGGCCAGUAGUAACGUCCCCCUGCAGCUAAAGAAGGUUCUCGCAGACAUGAAGAGCGACCUCCCUCAGCCUUCUCCCCAUCAUGACUUCCUCCACUGUCUGGACAGAAACUGCCUUCGACUUUAUGUGCAGCAUGAUGCUGAUGAGGUUUUCCUCUCCAUCCUGAACUUGAUCCAACAACAGAUGGAUGACAAAAAUCUGGCUCUUGAAAUCCAUAAUCUGUACAAGAUUUGUGUGGAGACGUACCUGCAGUGUUUAGAGUGUUCCUCCGUCCAGACUCAUACCAGCUACCUGCUCAGCCUGCCUCUGCAUAUAAAGGAAGAUCGCAAUUCUCUGGAAGGCUGCAUGGCCUCCUUCUUUGAGCAUCAAGAGCUACGGGGCAUAGAUUGCUGCUUUUGUGAACAAUGUGGAACGAAGACUCCAUCGAAACAGGGUGUCAAAUUGCUCUCCCUGCCUCGUAUCUUGUGCGUGCACCUGAAAAGGUUUCGGAAUAGCCAUGGUUACACCCGAAAACUUGAUUGCAGGGUUACCUUUCCAGAAACCUUUGACAUCUUUGAGAUUCUUAAAGGAGCAUUCUCCCCAGACUUUGUCCAGAAUGACUGCAAAUACACUUUGCAUGCAGUGGUAGUACAUUCUGGUACUGCGAUGUUCGGACACUAUACUGCCUACGUUCGUCGCUGGGUGAACAAACGCUGGUACUAUGCAAAUGACAGCUCUGUAAAACAGGUCUCCUGGGAAGAAGUAAAGACAUCGUAUGGAGGACAUUACAGACCCACAGCGUACAUGUUAAUGUACAGAAGAGAUUCAAGGGAGCAGGAACAACAACCUGAAUUCUCCAGCUGAGUGGAUGGAUGCAGAUGAAUUAACUUGGCGUCACAAGUGCAAUAUUGGAAUAUAACCAUAGGAAUAUAAACACUCAUUUGCUUGAAAUAAUUCAUUGGUAAAGGGUUUUCUAUUUAAUGAUUUCCUCAUUUCUGCCAAACACCAGUAGGUGGUGUUGAAGACUCAACACAGCAAAGGGUUUUCCACUUUCAGACCACACACACUGUGAACACACUUCAAUGAUAAUGGGGGGUUGGUUUGAAGAGAAUGCUUAGCUUAGAUAGUCACUGUUUGGGGGGAAAUACCUGCUAUAGGACUCAGUGUUGAUUUUCCUGACACUGCUGUAUAAUAUAUGAGUCACCCAUGGAGAACAAUGAAUUCAUUUUUUCUCACCUGGGCUGCCAAAAACAACAACAACAAAAAAUCUCCUUCAGCAUCUCACUCCGAGUUUAUGUAUCGCAUUUUCUCACUACCUGCAGGCCUUUUACAUGAUAUUAUAAAACUGUUUUGGAAUGACA